This is a messenger RNA of Aspergillus tanneri, 615 nucleotides long. RefSeq lists its product as uncharacterized. The transcript has 3 exons. Gene Ontology annotation, biological process: fatty acid biosynthetic process; secondary metabolite biosynthetic process. Gene Ontology annotation, molecular function: fatty acid synthase activity. Lineage: Eukaryota; Fungi; Ascomycota; Eurotiomycetes; Eurotiales; Aspergillaceae. Bases 1 to 615 code for a protein of 204 amino acids. The record is from RefSeq and is a predicted model, not a curated record.
AUGGCGGUUCGACUGCCUGGCGGGGUGAGGUCAACCGACAGCUUUUGGGAUCUCCUGCUUAGCCAGCGGGAUGUGAGCCGUGAAGUCCCCCAGGACCGGUACAAUAUCGACGCGUUCUAUAGUGACUCCCAGUCGCGUGCGGUGAAAUCUGUGGCCUCCAAGGAGUGCUCCUCUGCGAUUGUCGCCGGGUCAAGCAUUGUGUUGACCCCAACAAUGACCAAAUGCAUGUCAGAAAAUCUGGCAUUGGCACCUGAUGAAGCAUGUAAGACCUUUGACAGGGAAGCUGAUGGUUUUGCUCGUGGUGAGGCGGUGAACGCCCUCUAUAUUAAACGGCUGGAUGACGCGGUGCGAGACGGAGACCCAAUUCGGCCUGUGAUCCGCUCGACCAUGAACAGCUACGACGGGCAGACGAGUCAAAUGGCUAUACCCAGUGCAGCAGCUCAGGAGUCCUUGAUCCGGAAUGCUUACACAAGAGCUGGUCACACCUCAAAGUCUAUCGUGGUAUCCUGCAUUGUUAUCGUCCCUUCUAACAUUCAGAAACAGCGAAUCGACCCGAUUGCGAUGAAAACGUGCCUUGAGCUUAGGGCCAAGCUGCUAUUCUCGGCCAACACCUAA